UUUUUCCCACAGUAAAGCGCGCACGUUGAGCCGGCUUCACUUGCUUCAGCUUCCAGGCUGCCUGUGGAGCAUGUCUUCCAAGAAGAACAGAAGACGGUCCAACCGGAGCUCCGGCCGCUCCGGUCGGGGUUCGCCCUCGCCCUCCACGGCUCGCUCUCUGGCGGGGGCCUCGGCUGCUUGUCCCGAAGCCGGUUUCGCGGCGGCGACUGGGACCCUGGCGGUGAUCAACUUCCUAGAAAAGGAUGACAGAGUUCCUAAAAAGUUCCAGAAUUCCCUUGCUCAACUCGGACUUGGCACUAUGAAGUCUGCAAAUAUAGUUAUUGGCCGACCAGUGCUGCUUACCAGUUUACAUGGAAAACAAGAGGUCUGUGUGGCCUGGCCUGUAUCAGGAUUUCCUGGAGGCAAGGUUGGCCUGAGUGACACAGCACAGAAGAAUAUGGGUGUCAGAGUUGGUGAUGCCAUCCAUGUCCAGCCUCUUUUGGGUGCUGUGAUACAGGCUGAGGAAAUGGACGUGGCGCUCAGUGACAAAAAUGUGGAUAUUAAUAAAGAACAAUUGGCUGAUUGUCUUCUGAGAAAACUAGAUGACAAGAUUGUUUUGCCAGGCAACUUUCUAUACAUUACAUUCUAUGGACGACCAUGCGUGUUGCAAGUGUUGCGAGUGAAAGGUGCAGAUGGCAUGAUACUGAGAAGGCUUCAGAGUGACUCUAAUACUGAUUCUCAGGGAAUGACCUCAAAACGAUCCAGCAUAGAAGCCAGUACCCUCGAUAUGUCCUUACAGUUAAGCCAGUUGGAUCUGGAAGAGCCUCGGGUCCCACCAUCAAGCAGUACUCCCUGCAAACCAGUAGAUGACAGAAAGAUAAAUAAAACUGGUGACAGUUUGUCAAAUGUCACACAGAGUCCUGGUGGCAGCAGUGGGCUUGGGCCAGAGGGAGUGACAGGAAUUCCUCCCCCUAGAGGAGUGUUACUGUAUGGCCCUCCAGGUACUGGAAAGACAAUGAUUGCCAGGGCUAUUGCUAAUGAAGUUGGAGCCUAUGUCUCUGUAAUAAAUGGUCCUGAAAUUAUAAGCAAAUUCUAUGGGGAAACUGAAGCAAGGUUACGUCAGAUAUUUGCUGAAGCCACUCUGCGACAUCCAUCAAUUAUUUUUAUUGAUGAGCUGGAUGCACUUUGCCCAAAAAGAGAAGGGGCUCAGAAUGAAGUGGAAAAAAGAGUUGUAGCUUCACUGCUAACACUGAUGGAUGGUAUUGGUUCAGAAGGAAGUGAAGGACAGGUAUUAGUUAUUGGGGCCACAAAUCGUCCUCAUGCUUUGGAUGCUGCACUCCGCCGACCUGGACGAUUUGAUAAAGAGAUUGAGAUUGGAGUUCCUAAUGCUCAGGACCGGCUAGAUAUACUUCGGAAACUGCUUCGAAAGGUACCGCAUGAACUCACUGAAGCCGAGCUGCUACGGUUAGCAAACAAUGCACAUGGAUAUGUUGGAGCAGACUUGAAAGCCUUGUGUAAUGAAUCAGGGCUCAAUGCCUUCAGGAGAGUCCUGAAGAAACAGCCUAACCUCCCUGACAGCAAGGUGGCUGCGUUGGUGAAGAUUACUCUGAAAGAUUUCUUGCAGGGAAUGAAUGAUGUCAGGCCCAGUGCCAUGAGGGAGGUUGCAGUUGAUGUCCCAAGUGUAUCCUGGUCAGAUAUAGGAGGACUGGAAAAUAUCAAAUUGAAAUUGAAACAGGCUGUGGAAUGGCCCUUGAAACAUCCGGAGUCUUUCACCCGAAUGGGUAUUCAGCCACCUAAAGGAGUUCUUCUGUAUGGGCCACCUGGUUGCUCUAAAACGAUGAUUGCAAAGGCUUUGGCCAAUGAAAGUGGACUGAAUUUUCUAGCAAUAAAGGGGCCUGAAUUAAUGAAUAAAUAUGUUGGUGAAUCUGAAAGAGCUGUUAGAGAGAUCUUCCGCAAAGCGAAAGCAGUGGCUCCUUCCAUUAUUUUCUUUGAUGAAUUGGAUGCCUUAGCAGUUGAAAGGGGCAGUUCUUCAGGUGCUGGGAAUGUAGCUGACCGUGUUUUGGCUCAGCUCCUUACUGAAAUGGAUGGCAUUGAACAGUUAAAGGAUGUGACUGUUUUGGCAGCUACUAACCGCCCAGAUAGAAUAGACAAGGCUUUGAUGCGUCCUGGAAGAAUCGAUAGAAUCGUGUAUGUGCCUUUACCAGAUGCAGCAACAAGGAAGGAAAUAUUUAACCUGCAGUUUCACUCGAUGCCAAUCAGUCAGGAUGUUGAUCUGAAUGAACUCAUCCUCCAAACAGACACAUAUUCUGGAGCAGAGAUCAUCGCCCUCUGUAGAGAGGCCGCCCUUCUGGCGCUAGAAGAAGACAUUAAAGCCAAAUGCACCAGGAAAAAACAUUUCACUCAAGCCUUGAGCACUGUGACGCCCAGAAUUCCUCAGUCACUGAGACGUUUCUAUGAAGAUUAUCAAGAGAAGAGUGGACUUCAUACACUCUGAAAAAACAUACCCCUUCGUUAUGCUAAAAAUGCUUUCUAAUUUGUUUCGUUUUAAAAUUUUGUGUUGAGAAUGUUAAAAAAAGAAAUUCUUAAGAAACAAAAUGUCUGAAAUUUGUUGACUGGAAUUAAGGGGCUUCAGUUCUUGUAGACAUUUUAAAUCAUAUGGAUAAAAUGAAAACCUCAGGACAGAGGUUUAAAUCA
This is a messenger RNA of Myotis davidii, 2673 nucleotides long. It is a transcript of the gene AFG2A, whose product is annotated as spermatogenesis associated 5. Gene Ontology annotation, molecular function: ATP binding; ATP hydrolysis activity. The record is from RefSeq and is a predicted model, not a curated record. Gene Ontology annotation, cellular component: cytoplasm. The coding region runs from base 71 to 2473 and encodes 800 amino acids. NCBI's taxonomy places the organism in Eukaryota, Metazoa, Chordata, Mammalia, Chiroptera, Vespertilionidae. The transcript has 16 exons.